Peniophora sp. CBMAI 1063 is the source of this 1992-nucleotide messenger RNA. The record is from the annotation of a GenBank genome assembly. NCBI's taxonomy places the organism in Eukaryota, Fungi, Basidiomycota, Agaricomycetes, Russulales, Peniophoraceae.
AUGGCCUACUCCCCACCUCCGCCUUCGCUCAGCUCCCGCUUCUAUUUUGAGGAUGGGAAUGUAUCACUCCUGGUUGAGAACGUUCUCUACAAGGUCCAUCACACUAUCCUCACUCGCCAUUCGCCGUGGUUUGCGAAGCGUCUAUCUCAACCAGACGAUUCCUUGCUCCCUGGCUGGUACCCUCACCAAACGAAGAAGGGCGAACAACUAUGGGUGCAUUGGAACAACAAGGACAUACAGGACGUGCAUCCGCGCGUCCAAGACGAGUCCGGCGCUUGGGUGCUCGAAGGCGUGACCUCGGCCCAGGUCGACGCUUUCAUGUCCGUUCUAUAUCCCAAGAACUUCGUUACUUACGACAUCGUGGGCCAAGAUGCCUGGGUUGGGGUUCUAAAGCUCGCGAACGCCUGGGAAAGCCACUCUGUCCGCCAGCUCGCAAUUUCUCGCCUACCAAACCCCCAUAUCGACGACCCAAUUGCUCUCCUCGUCCUCGCGCGCCAACAUCAGGUUCAACAAUGGACCCGUCUAGCUCUCAUAGCUCUCUGCAAGAAGGCAAUCCUACCGGAUCGCGACGAGCUUCGCAUCCUCGACCGAGAAGAUCUCCUACUCUUGUUCACGCUACGCGCGACCUGCGGUGACGACGAGGAGCAGCUCAAGAUUGAAUUGGACGCCUACUUCGAUGCCGAGGCCAUCAAGGCGGAGUUAGCCGAUGCCCGCGCUUUUGCCGAAGCGGCUAGGAUUCGAGCACUGGAGGAUGAAGCAGCCCGCGAACAAGCACUGGCAGAGGAAGCCGCUCGUGAACAAAUCGUUGUCGAUGAUGAAGCCCGCGCUCGAAGUCUGGCUGAAGAAGAAGAGCGACACCUGCGUCAGAGGGAGGAGCUUGAAGCUGAGCUGGCUCGGCUUGCGAUAGAUGAAGGCUUCGAGCCUGUAGUUCCUAUGAUCGAGUCUCCCCUCAGCGCCGUUCUGGCACCAGGAGAGCGCCCAGGUCUCGAUCUUCUCCCACCUCCCAUCGCGAUGGACCAUCCACUGACGCCAGCACCGGUCGAGACUGAGCUAUUUGUCGACUCCCCUGGCUCUGUCUCUACAGAAUCGAUAGCACCAGCGUCGCUGCUCGUAACCCCACAGCCAAACCUAGCACCGCUGCCUUCCACCAACUCCAGCCCCACCAUCGUGGGAUCGGGCUCUGAGAGAGCAGCUCCUUAUAUGUCUCCAUCCGCAAAGGGAGGUCGGUGGCUUGGAGAGGGAAACAAAGCAGUGUGGACGGGUUACGAUUCGCUCGAGAAGCCCGGUGGCUUGAAGAUCGACACCGACACCCCGGGACAGCGCUCAACGGGCUCGGCGCUGACCGCACGGCCAGGUGGUCUUCUGGGUAGCGUUCUCAACUUCUUGUCGCCAGGAAGCACGACGGCCGUCGGCACAGGUGAUUUCGGCUUCGCGUCGACGCCGAUAGCUGGCGGAUGGCCGCAGGAGAACCCUCACCACGUUGGCGAUGCGCAAGGUAAUGGUCCUGCAUUGAUGACACUGCCCACUGCUGGCACGAAUGGCAGUAUCGUCUCCAGUCCCGAGGCUAUCACUCCGGCGGUGCCCGAGAUACAGGUAGAGCCCGAGCCGCCCAGUCCUACAUCGACCAACCUUGACAGCAUCUCCGAGGCGCAAGACUUGGAUUCUACAGAUGCACCAGAAGCCCCUGUGGCUGAGAGUGCCCCGGAAAGGAAGACGGAGGGCGCCAAAGACGAUGUUCCUCGCAAAGACACACAAGGCUCAGAGUCCGGGACACCCACGCCCGAUAAUGCAUCUAGCAGUCGCGCUUCGAGCUCUAAGCCUCCCAGUGAGCCCGUUCCUGACGUUUCUGCUGGUGGGAGCGCUGGCGGUCGCUCGACUCCUGAUCCCACGAGCAAGAGUGUCCCGCCACCGCCGAAGACCUCCAAGAAGAGGAGAAAGACGCUCAAGAGGCGUGCCACCGAAUCUAGUGCUACUGCGCCCGUUCUCUCUUGA